AUGCCUUCGAUGCCCGAACUGGAAAAGCAUCGUCACCACAUCAAGAACAUUUUCCGUUCUCCGGCCGUGCGCCCGUCCUCGCCGAUGGGGCUUGGCAAGCUUUUUCGUAAAGACCACCAUGAACACCAAGAAUCGAAGAAGGGACACGAGCAUGCAGAUAAGAAAAAGAGCCUUAGUAACCCAGGUUCGGAAGGGGACUAUGGUGGACAAAUUCCGCAAAAGGUUGUCCAUCUGAGCUUGGCAGAGAAAAGCCAAGUUUCUCGUGCUGAAGAGAAAGUCGAGACUAGUGCCAAUAAUGACACAAAUACCGAAGAGAUUAAUGCCAAUGGCACUAGCGGGAAACCCGACGAAGUCGACCGAAACGGCCGCGAGUCGAUAUCGUCGGAACUGCGGCCUGUGCUGCGUCAGCUGCUGGUGGUUCUGCUCCACCGCAACGACACCAACUCACACUUGGCACGGCUGAACAUGCGUACUCCACGCAAGCGGGCUGAAACAUACUCGUUUGCGUCGCCGUUGCUGCUCACAGGCAAGGCUGCUGCACAUGCGCCGCCAGAAAAGAUCAAGUACAACCCGUACGGAAUUAACAAGCUGUCGCUGAGCGAGAGCAAACGCAACACUUCGUUCUACUUGAAAGGAGGGUCAGAGGCUGAAAAAGUAGUGGCCAAUCCUGUCGCCAAUCCUAAUGACUAUUUGCCUGAAGACUUACAGCAGGACCACAUCAACCUUUUUGAUGACUUUGAGUUUGAAACAGACGAAAAGAAAGUUGGUGACGGGGGAAGCGGUGAAGUGCGCAUAGUCAGCUGGAACGCCAACAAGAAAAAACUCUAUGCGUUGAAGAAGUUCUCGCUUUUUGCCAAAGAGACAGACGAGGAGUUUUACAAACGCGCAGCUAAAGAGUACAUCAUUAGCCGCAAAGUUGCGGCACUGCGACAUGUGGUGAACACGGUAGCCCUUUUGAGGGUUCAGUCGCACGGCCAGAUGACACGAGGAUGGGGAAUGCUCAUGAACUUGUGCGAAGGUGGCGAUUUGUUUAGUCUGAUUGUGCGGCUGGGUUGGCGGCGCACCCCUUUGAACGAACGUUACUGUGUGUUCAAGCAGAUUGCCUAUGGUUUGCGGUACUUACAUGAGCAUGAUAUUGUCCAUCGCGACUUGAAGCCUGAAAAUGUGCUUUUGGAUAAGCAUGGCGUGGCUAAACUUUGCGACUUUGGUGUUAGCGACUAUGGGCACCAAGAGCCGGGGAAUUUCGACUCGCCUUUGCACCUUUCUCACCUGUACGUUGGAUCGCCUCCAUACUCCCCGCCCGAAGUCAUGCGCUUGAAGGAAAUGCUGCAUUCGGAGACCAAAAAACAUCCGUACAAUUCGUUUAAAAUGGACCACUGGGGUUUGGGUAUGCUUCUUUUCUGUGUCGUGUACGCGGGCGUGCCCUUCCAGCUGUCAAGUUCCAACGACCACAAUUAUCGUGACUACAAGUUUAGUCGUGAGCGGUACAUUCUGCACAACCCAUGCUUCAAGAACAACGACGAUUACUCGAAAGGCCCUGGCUCGGAGUUCAAAUGGGCUGCGCAAUUCCACUCGUCUGGCGCGGCCCGUGUCGCAUGGAAGUUGUGUGAUCCUUCUGUCAAUUCCCGUUAUGACCUUGAUGCUUUAUUCCGCGACCCUUGGUUCGCUGAGUUGGAAAUGUGCCUUUACGAACAUCCGGAUCAGCUCGUAGAUCCGUUUGCGCCUGUUGAAAAAGCACAGCUGGGAUCCUCAUCUUACGUUAGUUCUAGGGCGCCAUCUCGAAAGAAUACUUUCACAGGCAGUAGCGAGAAUGAAACAGGCUUACAUACGCCGAUCCGGAGCAUGCUUGAUAUGGUGGAAGCUCCAUCUGUUGAGGAACACAACGAUAGUGCCGACAAUUCAUCUGUGAAAUCAAGUUCUCUGCUUUCCCAUGUACCGUUGAAAAUUGCUCAUGGAGAACAUCAUGGCAAGUUACCCUCCUGCGACAGCUUUAACAGUUCGGAAUCGGCAACUCAGCUGCCGUCCGGCUCAGUGCACAAAGUGAGGUCAAUGCUUGACUUUUCCUCGGAAAAGCCACUGUUACCUACUGUAAAUGAGGUCAAACGGUGCGAUCCUGUAAUGGAAAUGGCUGACUCAACCACUGACCGCACCAGAACAGGAACGCCUUCUUUACCUGUUGUGGAUGAGGUUGCGUCUCAUGACAAUGAAGAAAUUACAUCGGAGCAUGAAAGGGGCCAUGAGACAGCCACCAUUUCUAAGAAUGGGACUGAAUCUGAAAGUAAGCAUGAGACCGAUAGCGAAAAUAACCAGACAGCGAGAUCAGUACAAACUGCGCAGACUUCUAGUACACUUCAGAAGCCAGAUGAUACAAAACCAAAAACAGAGUCCCUGAAAGUGCCAAACUUUCUCCACGAAGAACCACUACAUGCGUCCGACGAUUUAAAGAUAGACAGUAAUGGCUGUUGCGAAUUGGGCUACAAAUUGCGCAAGCAUCACCAUUUGGAGAUCAGUAACGUACAAAUUGCAGGCUCGAUUUCUAGAAGAUAA
Messenger RNA from Clavispora lusitaniae ATCC 42720, 2547 nucleotides. RefSeq names its product protein kinase (gene PTK2). Gene Ontology annotation, biological process: protein phosphorylation. The record is from RefSeq and is a predicted model, not a curated record. NCBI's taxonomy places the organism in Eukaryota, Fungi, Ascomycota, Pichiomycetes, Serinales, Metschnikowiaceae. Gene Ontology annotation, molecular function: protein kinase activity; ATP binding.